AUGUCACGACGGUUAGAAUUAGGUUUGGUUUCCCAUAUUGACGAUAUCGACAGGUUGACCUUUCUUUCCGAUGUAAAUAUUGAACCUUUCGAUGACACUAGCAAUACGUCAUCCAGCAGGCACGGAAACAGUAUCAAUGCGUUGGGAAGAAUUGUGGAAAGUUUUGAAAAGGACCAUGUAUUGAUUACUAAAUGCAUUGCGAUGAAUAAAAGAGCAUGGGAAAUUGAUUUGUAUGCUGAGGAUGUCGCCGGUUUCCCUAUACUAGACGUACCAAUUAAAUGCGAUGUUAUUUCAGAACUGGUACAGCUGCUGAGGUCUGAUAAAUCGUCUGACGACAGUUGUCUCAAUGUCAUAAAGUCCUUGCAAAGAAUCAUAGAGACAUCUAGUAUUGGAAGCCCGCGAUCGAAUCAAUCUGAUAGUACUGCAGAAACUAGAGACCCGUCGGGGACUCCGAGCAGGAUAGAGAGGCAUUUUAGAAGGCUCAGUAUCGAUCCGUACUGGUUUAGUAACGCUUUUGGUCCAUCUAAACAGCAUAGACCACCACUAUUUUCAACAAAGAGCACUAGAUCUACACCAGACUGGCAUGGAGAAGAGGAACCUGCACAGAGGGAGAACUAUACGAAAUUUCCUCACUAUAAACAGCUAAUUACAACGCUGUACCAGGAAUUGUGCCGACGGGAUGGAUACAAUCAACAGAAUGAUCCUUUGUUUGCACAGGUAUCCGAUACUAUUUGCCAGUUCAUCCUUCAGGACUGCAAGACGUUGCUAGCUGGCUAUAUUGAACGUAAACUAAUGUCAUAA
This is a messenger RNA of Zygosaccharomyces rouxii, 801 nucleotides long. RefSeq lists its product as uncharacterized. The transcript has a single exon. The record is from RefSeq and is a predicted model, not a curated record. Bases 1 to 801 code for a protein of 266 amino acids. Lineage: Eukaryota; Fungi; Ascomycota; Saccharomycetes; Saccharomycetales; Saccharomycetaceae.